AUGGACUGUUCAACCCCGGCCAGGGCUUCGUGCUGUUCGCUGCCGUUUUUACUUAGACGAAGGUCCUCGACAUGGUUCAUAGUUGUGGUUGUUUGCUCGGCAUGCUUCGUUAGCAAUUUUAGUUACGCAAUCGCGGCACCUGUCUUGCCAUUUGCCUUGAGCGAACGGGUCAGCAUAUCAAUGGACCAAGUGCAGUACUGGAUUUCCAUUGUCCUCGGGGGCUAUGGAGCUGGUCUUAUUGUCGGGUCUCCGUUCGCUGGAUGGCUGACAGAUCAGUUCUGUUCAAGAAAGAUCCCUUUCCUCGCCGGAAUGCUAUCUUUGCUUGUGGCGACACUCCUUCUAUGUCUCUCCAGAUGUCUAUCGCUGUUCGUCAUCGCUGGAGUGCUCGAGGGCUUGACGGGAGCAAUUGUAUGGACCGUCGGCAUGGCCCUGCUUUCGGACAGUGUGGAUCAAGGACGUAUCGGACAAGCUAUGGGCUGUAUGUCUGUGGCCGGUCCCCUUGCCUCUUUAUGCGCACCAGCGCUUGGCGGUUUCGUGUUCGACCAUUCAGGCUACUAUGCGGUGUUUGCGAUGGCGUUUUCUGUCAUCGGCGUGGAUGGGAUUCUACGCGUGACCAUGGCACAACCUACGCCGGUCGUUCAGCUGUGUGUACGAACUCCUUCCGUAGGAAUGGACACCCAGCCAUCGAAGUCGGCAUCCGAAAUCGACAAAGUUGGCUUGUUGGAACAGGGCCGGCGAAUACCGCGCAUCUUACUUCUCCUCCGAUCUCCAAGGCUGCUGGCCGCUCUAUGGGGAACCACCGUCCAGCAAGGACUCAUGACUUCCUUUCAAAGUGUCCUUCCGCUCUUCGUAAAAGCCACCUUCGGAUGGACCGCCACUCGGGCGGGCCUCAUUUUCCUGCCGUAUCUAGGACCUAUCGUCCUAUUCAGCCCGAUAAUAGGCUCGCUUUCGGAUCGCAUGGGGACUCGAGUGUUGGCCGCCGCAGGCUUUGUCGUUGGCUGUCCAUCUUUGCUCUGCCUGCGCUUCGUCAACCAUAAUUCAGAUGGCCAAGUGAUCCUCCUCUGCAUUCUGCUUAUUCUAAAUGGGACUGCAGGAGCAUUGACGCUCUCAUCCCUCAUGGCGGAAGUGAGCCGAGUGGUAAAUACCAAGGAGCGAGACGACCCGAAAUUUAUCGACAAGAAGAGCGUUUAUGGACAGGCAUACGGCCUCUUUGUAUCGUUCCAGGGUCUCGGCUGUCUCAUUGGUCCUUUGAUGGCGGGGGCCUUAAAAGACGCCUAUGGCUGGGCAAUCAUGUCUCUCGUUCUUGCUGUGAUUAGCGGAGUCUCUGCUAUUCCAAUAGCUUUUUGCUCCACCGGGAGGCGUUCGACUGAUCGGGAGGCCAGCGGUAUUGCAGAGGGACCGUGAAAGGUUACUCGAAAAGACUAGCGGGGGGAAUAGAGAAGAUAAAUCAGAAGUAGGAGAAUGGGAUGAUAUAGACACUUAUUAUUUGGUAAAGAUUCUGAGGUUGGCCAGCUACGAAGUUUGUGUAGCAUUCUAAGAUAAUUAUUUAGAUCUUAUAGGAUACAGCGGCUUGCGACCUGGGCGUUCAUGAUACAUGUAUCUAUGCUUCUCACUAUCGUCGAUGUCGGUCCCUACAAUAGAGCUCUCCGUCGUUCGAACACUUAUUGUUUUUAAAGGUAUGCCUGACUUGGUACUUACUGUUUUUACAUUUUGAUAUACAAGCGGCAAUGUUCCAAUCAUUUAGCUUCUCUCCACCCGAUGGGUAUCAUUGCAGCUGCAACCUGUUGAACCCCUCUCUCUGUUGCGAGCAGGUUGAAUUGUGAGGCGGCAUUCCUAGU
Mytilinidion resinicola is the source of this 1838-nucleotide messenger RNA. Its product is annotated as MFS general substrate transporter. The coding region runs from base 1 to 1404 and encodes 467 amino acids. The record is from RefSeq and is a predicted model, not a curated record. Lineage: Eukaryota; Fungi; Ascomycota; Dothideomycetes; Mytilinidiales; Mytilinidiaceae. Gene Ontology annotation, biological process: transmembrane transport. Gene Ontology annotation, molecular function: transmembrane transporter activity. The transcript is spliced from 7 exons.